Molecule: messenger RNA, 3003 nt
Organism: Oncorhynchus masou masou (cherry salmon)
Lineage: Eukaryota; Metazoa; Chordata; Actinopteri; Salmoniformes; Salmonidae
Product: divergent protein kinase domain 1A-like
Exons: 5
Coding region: 493-1779 (428 amino acids)
Source: RefSeq, a predicted model, not a curated record
UGAAAGGCUGAAACCUUGUUGCUUUAUAUGACUGCGAGCUUCGGCAACAGUUACAUUUGAUGGCAAAUCCAAGCAUUCAUGAAAUUCCGAAUUAGUGAGAGAGAGGAGUUAUAAUUUAUAAAUGUAUAAUGAUUUCAUAGAAAUUCAAAUGAUUUCAUAGGGAACAUUUCAUAGGAAAUGUGAUGGUUAUGCAUUGCUUGCACCGAGGAGAUCAACGCUUUUGCGUCGCCAAAAAAUCGUCCCAGCGCAUUUAUUUUCUGUGGUCUUUCUUGUGAGGUGGUGAUCUGCAGCUGCACGGACAAGACAGCAGCGAUGCGUUCAGAGACAGGCUUUGGCUGUAACUACACGAAAGGGUAACUAAGAAUAACUGCAACGGAUAUAUUCAGUGUUAAUAGAAUCUGCCUCGAACGCAUAGGAAUGCACUGAAAUGCAUUCUCCAUUUAUUUGGAUUCUCUUUCGCAGCUCCGCGUAUGGAGAUGAUCUAUUUUUGUGAUGGCGAGGCGUCUGUUUCCACGUGCCUGGAUAAAUAAAUCGUUCUAUUUCCAGGCUCGUAUCUCCUUUGUGCGGGUGAAAUACCUGUUCCUCACCUGGCUGACGGUGUUCGUGGGAGGCUGGGUGAUCUACGUCCAGUAUUCCAACUACACCGAGCUGUGCCGAGGACAUGAGUGCAAGAACUCCAUAUGUGACAAAUACAGGAGGGGCAUCAUUGACGGCUCGGCCUGCAGCAGUCUGUGUGACAAAGACACCCUCUACCUGGGAAGAUGUCUCUCUACCAGCCCCAACCACCAGGUUUACACAGGUGGUUGGGGUGACGUGGACGGGGUGGUCCGCUGCCGGGUGGGGGAGGUGCUGCACUAUGAGCUAGGAGAAGAGCCGGAGCCCCGGAGGGAGGCUGCAGUCUUCGACAAACCCACCCGCGGCACGUCUGUGAAGAAGUUCAGAGAGAUGGUCUUCAAUCACUUCAAGUCAAAGUUGGGUGAGCAGGCCAACCUGGCCAGCCUGGUGACCAAGAUCCUCACCGUCGCCGACGGCAACAAGGACGGGCACGUCUCCCUCCCCGAGGCCCGUUCAGCCUGGGCUCUUCUCCAGUUGGAUGAGGUGCUGCUGGGCCUGCUCCUCCAGGACCGUGGCCACACCCCACGGCUGCUGGGCUUCUGUGGGGACCUGUAUGUGACCGAGAGGGUCCCCUACGGCCCCCUGUACGGUCUCGGCCUCCCCUGGCCACUUGAGGCCUGGGUCCCCAGUGAGGCCCGACGCAGCAUGGACCAGUGGUUCACACCCUCUUGGCCCCGGAAAGCCAAAAUCUCCAUGGGUCUCCUGGAGCUGGUGGAGGACAUUUUCCACGGCAACUAUGGCAGCUUCCUCAUGUGCGACCUGAACGCCAACCAUUUCGGCUACACGGACCGCCACGACCUCCGCCUCACUGACCCCAGGGCCAUCGUCUCUGAGGACGCGUUCCGGCGAACCAUGCGUGCGCUGCACUGCGAGAAGGAUGACGACUGUGUGCUGGGGCCGGACUGCCGGACAUCGUGUGACAUGGCUCAGAAACGAUGCAGGGAGGAGGUGACCCAGCCCAACCUGGCCAAGGCAUGCGGGGCGCUGAGGGACUACCUUCUGAGAGGGGCGCCGUCAGAGCUGAGGGAGGAGUUAGAGAGGCAGCUGUACGCCUGCAUGGCCCUCAGAGGCUCGGCGGGACAGAUGGACAUGGAGCACUCCCUGAUUCUGAACAACCUCAAGGCCCUACUGUGGAGACAGAUAUCCCACACUAAAGACUCAUGAGGGGACAACACAACCGAGUCCUCAAAUACUUAAAAGGCAAGAUUCACCCAUUUUGAACGUCAUUGUGUUUGUGCAUCUGAGUGAUGUUCUAUCGAUUCCAGGGGUCAUUUCAUGUGGUCAUGUGUCUGAGCUAUCGCUGUUCAAGCAGGCAAGAAAUACUAUAAAAUUCAAAAUGGGUGGAUCUUUCAUUGAAGACAUACAUUGUUUUAUGUUUUCCUGACUCAUUGGAAGAAUAAUAAUUAUAAUUCCUGUUCAGGAUGCUGGAAAAUAACUGUAGAGCUGCUGUUUACGACGGGGCUCAUGUAGUCUUGUUUUCCCCUCUUGGAAAAAACAGAUGUAACAUUUGUGGUAAGUUAUGAACUACACAUUGGAAGUACACUUGCACAUUUCGGUUUCUUCAAUGUGACCAAGGAAUCUAUCCGAAGAAACAGUAGACUUGCACAUUUCGAUUUCUAUCCGAAGAAACAGUAUUAUAGAGGUCUAAGGUAUUGUUCCAAAUAUCUCCUUUCCAGUGUGCACUUGUUCCCUUCUGAUUUGAAAGGAAAUGACUGGUAUAACAAAAUAUGGUGGAAACUCCCUGUAGGCCAUAGCUCAACCAAUCCAAUGCUUUUAGAUUUAUGGGAACUCCCUGUAGGCCAUAGCUCAACCAAUCCAAUGCUUUUAGAUUUAUGGGAACUCCCUGUAGGCCAUAGCUCAACCAAUCCAAUGCUUUUAGAUUUAUGGGAAAUCCCUGUAGGCCAUAGCUCAACCAAUCCAAUGCUUUUACAUUUAUGGGAAAUAGCGGACAGUGUACACCUCAGGAGACAAUGGAAUGUACCCAGGUGUCAUCCACGUCGCUGGACAUUUCCACCCUCACUUGUUUAAUGGCAUUGCUGAAUCGGCCUAUGAGGAGCCAUUAUUCUUGGUUUGUGUACCAUGUACAUUUUCCAUUAACCGUGUAGCGUAUCAUGAGUACUGGUGUCAUAUACAAGAGAACUAUAAAACUUGGAAUUAGUCAACCACGUAUGAAGGAGGUACUGUACAUGAACUGCUCGCUUUAUUCAACUUCCUUUUUCUACAUUCUUUCAAGCGCAACUUUUAAAUGAGAAGGUCACUAUCUUUUAAAAAGGAAGCCCUGUCCAGUUUCUAAAGGACUUGAAGCACACAGCUGAUUGAGGGAACGAUGUAUGUUUUCUUGAGGUUUGAACAGGCAUGAUUUUGCACAAUAAAACCAAAUACCACUCA